Molecule: messenger RNA, 1377 nt
Organism: Meloidogyne enterolobii
Lineage: Eukaryota; Metazoa; Nematoda; Chromadorea; Rhabditida; Meloidogynidae
Source: the annotation of a GenBank genome assembly
AUGAUUUGGGAUUGCAGAAAUAGUGUUCAUCGUUUAUCUGGAUUAUUUGGUCUCACUUUUUUCUUUCUUUUAAUGUGUCUUUGUUCUUAUAAACCAACUAAAAUUAAAUGGCGUCCUGUUCUUUGGGGAUUUUUGCUACAAUUUAUUUUUGGAAUUAUUGUAUUACGUUGGGAAUGGGGUGCCAGUCGUUUUAUUGAAUUAUCUGAUAUGGCUAUGAUAAUGCUAGAUUUCACUUAUAAUGGAACAGAUUUUACUUAUGGUUUUCUUUCAACACCCCCAAAUAUUUGUGGAAUGGAGGCAGUUGUUGCUUUUAGGUUUCUCCAAGUAAUUAUUUAUGUUGGUGCUCUUGUCUCUGUUCUUUAUUUUUAUGGAAUUAUUCAAGCAGUUCUAAAAAGAUUAGCUUGGUUAAUGCAAUUUACUAUGGGGACAACAGCCACAGAAUCUUUAAAUGCUUGUGGUUGUGUUCUUUUAGGAAAUGCAGAAUCUCCUAUGCUUAUUCGUCCUUAUAUUGAGAAAAUGACUAAUUCUGAGUUACAUGCAAUUAUGACUACAGGCUUUUCGUGUAUUGCCGGUUCUGUUUUUGCCGUAUUUAUUAGUUUCGGUGCUUGUCCUCGUUAUUUACUCUCAGCUGCAGUAAUGGGUGCCCCAGGCUCUUUAGCCUGCUCAAAACUUCUCUAUCCAGAAACUGAGGAAUCUAUAACUAAAGGAGUUGAUGAUUUGGAUUUACCGCCAAGUAAAGAAAGGAAUGCAAUGGAAUGUGUGGCUUCCGGUUCUUUAGAAGCCGUUCAUUUAGUCACUGCCGUACUUGCUAGUCUAAUUUCCUUUGUAGCUAUUAUGGCUCUUUUAAGUGGUGUGAUUGAUUAUGCCGGCACUUUAAUUGGGCAUCCAGGGUGGAGUUUGGAGAUGUUAUUUGGAUAUGCCUUUUUCCCUAUUGCCUACUUAAUUGGAGUUACAGAAUUCGAACAAGCUUUGAUAGUUGGAAGGUUAUUGGGUGUAAAAAUAGCAGUCAGCGAUUUUAUAGCUUAUAAAAGACUUGGAGAAGUUCUCCAUCUUUUAACGCCUCGUUCUGCAAUGAUUGCAACUUAUGCUUUAUGUAGCUUUAGUAAUUUUAUUGCUGCUGGUGUACAAAUGUCAGUACUUGGUGGAAUGUCUCCCCAAAAGAAACCUUUAAUCUCUAAAUUAAUUAUGCGUGCUUUAAUGGCUGGUUGUAUUUCUUGUUUUGUUUCUGCUUGUAUUGCUGGUAUUUUAAUAGAAGAUCCAAUACUUUGCCAAAGAACAUAUGGCACAAAUUCUGGGAAAUGUUUUGAUAUAAAUGAACACCAAAGAUUUAUGGAAGAAAUUAUUAAACAGAGAAAUAUUACUGGAAAUAUUAUUUAA